CGGUCCUUGCUGUUCUCUCUCUAAUCUACUGCAUUAUUAUUACAGACGACAGAGACUUGAGAGGGGUUUAACAUUGUUAGGGUUUUUGGUCUCCAUUGAAAAUAAUAACGAUGAGAGCUUCACACAUUUCUUCUCCAAUUCCUCAAUUCCUUCUCCGUUCUUCAAUUAAAUACCAUAACUUCCACUCUUCCCUACCUCUAUUUUCCAACGAACCCAUUUCAGAAUCCCCAUCGUCCAACGAUUCCACCCCAAAUUCCGAUUAUUCCAGAAAAGACAGCCUAAAUUCCGACUUCCCGGGUAACUCAAAUUUCUCGGAAUCCAAACAGGUCGAAUUCACUACACCCAUCUCGGAAGACUCAGUUUUGACACAAACCGAUGUGAUCAAUACUCUUUUAAGCUACAAAGAAGACCCAAAUUCUGCUUUGACUUAUUUCCAGAAGUUGGAGCACACGCGUGGGUUUGUUAGGAGCCUUGAUUCUUUAUGCCUUCUGCUUCACAUUUUGACGAGGUCAUCGGAGACUCUUAGAGAAGCUCGGAAUCUGCUUAAUCGAUUCAUUUCUGGUGAUUCUAGACCCUUGCCUCAUGUUAUUGUUUAUCACUUUAUUCAGACUGCAAACAAGUUCGAUUUUAAAUCUGAUUUUCGGGUUUAUAAUUACUUGUUAAAUAGUUAUGUUAAAGCUAAUAAGAUUAAUUAUGCUAUUGAUUGUUUUAAUAAAAUGAUGGAGAGUGGUAUUGUUCCUUGGAAUCCAUUCCUUAAUCUUCUUUUAACUGCAUUAGUGAGGAAUAACAUGAUUUCUAAAGCACGAAAAGUAUAUAAGAAGAUGCUUUUGCAAGGAUUUCACGGUGACUGCUUUACAGUUGCUAUUAUGAUGAAUGCUAGUUUAAAAGAUUACAACGUUGAGGAGGCAAAUAAGACGUUCUCAGAAGCAAAUAAGAACGGCGUAGAACUUGAUGCUGCAGCUUACAGCAUUGCUAUUCGGGCCUCUUGUAGGAAGCCUGAUGUUAAGUUAGCUUGCGGGCUGUUGAAGGAGAUGCGAGAUAAGGGGUGGGUUCCAUCUGAGGUUACGUUUAGUGGUGUUAUAUUGGUUUGUGUAAAGCAAGGAAAUAUGGUAGAAGCAUUGAAGCUUAAGGACGAGAUGGUGAGCUGUGGGAAGCAAAUGAAUGUGGUGGUGGCAACAAGUUUGGUGAAGGGUUAUUGUGUGCAAGGCGACUUAGUUAGUGCUUUAGAGUUUUUUGAUAAAAUGAAUGAGAAUGGGCCUAGUCCAAACAAUGUUACUUAUGCAGUUAUGAUUGAAUGGUGUUGUCGGAAUGGGAAUAUGACUAAAGCAUAUGAGCUUUUCACCCAAAUGAAAAACAAUAAUAUCCGUCCUUCUGUCUUCAAUUUGAAUUCCUUGAUACGGGGAUUCCUGAAAGCGCAAUCAUGUAUGGAGGCAUCCAAAUUGUUUGAUGAGGCAGUUGCGUGCAACAUUGCCAACAUCUUCACUUAUAAUUCUUUCUUAUCAUGGCUCUGUAAGGAGGGUAACACGAGUGAAGCGACCAUUUUAUGGGAAAAAAUGUUGGACAAAGAAGUGACACCUACUAGGGUAUCUUACAACAACAUGAUACUUGGCCACUGUAAACAGGGUAACUUGGAGAUGGCAUCUAGUAUGUUCUCAGAGAUGGUUGAUAGAGGUUUAAAACCUAAUGUGGUCACAUAUUCUAUAUUGAUGAAUGGAUAUUUUAAAAAGGGUGAGACUGAAUAUGCCUUUGACGUGUUUGAUAAAAUGGUGGAUGAAAAUAUUGUCCCGUCAGAUUUCACUUACAACACCAUAAUUGAUGCUUUGUGUAAAGUUGGCCGUACUUCUGAGGCACAGGACAUGCUAAAGAAGUUUGCAGAGAAGGGUUUCAUUCCCAUGUGUUUAACAUACAACAGCAUAAUAGAUGGAUUUAUAAGGGAAGGCUCGGUUACUUCUGCAUCAACUACUUACAGAGAGAUGUAUGAAAAUGGAGUUUCUCCAAAUGUUAUCACGUACACUACCUUGAUUAAUGGGUUUUUCAAAAAUAAUAGUUCUGAUCUGGCGUUGAAGAUGUGGAGUGAGAUGGGAAAAAAGGGUCUUAAACUGGAUAUUGCUGCAUAUUGUACUAUGAUCGAUGGAUUUUGCAAAAAUGGAGACUUGGGAACUGCAAGUCGUCUUUUUUCUGAACUCCUUGAUGCUGGGCUAUCUCCAAAUUCAGUAGUUUACAAUAGCCUGAUUAGUGGGUACAGGAAUGUUAACAACAUGGAAGCAGCACUCAACUUGCACAAGAGAAUGUUAAGCGAGGGAAUUCCAUGCGACUUGCGAACUUAUACCACGCUCAUAGAUGGAUUACUAAAAGAGGGCAGCUUAGUCCUUGCAUCGGAUCUUUAUUCAGAGAUGCUUUCUAAGGGAAUCAUUCCGGAUAUAGUAACAUAUACUGUUUUGGUAAAUGGUUUUUGUAGUAAAGGACAGCUAGAAAAAGCGCAGAAAAUUUUGGAAGAGAUGGACAGGAAGAGUAUGACACCUAAUGUUCUUAUUUAUAAUGCAUUGAUUGCUGGGCAUUUCAAAGCUGGAAACCUGCAAGAGGCCUUUAGACUGCAUAAUGUGAUGCUGGAUAAAGGUCUUGUUCCAGAUGACACUACUUAUGAUAUUCUUGUAAAUGGAAAACUCAAAGACGGCACUUCUCUUUCUGGAGUUUCAUUUGUUUAACUGGCAAGUUGAGCUUCUUUCCAGAAGCUCUACUGUAGGCUUUUCCUUCAAGAAACAGAAUACUUCAUGAACUGCGAUAUUUUUCACUUCACAAAUCUUCAUGUCACUCUCUCUGAAGGAUGAGCGCCUCUCCAAUUCAAUUUGAGCUGAAUGAAGAAUUGCAGGGACUCUAAUGCACAUUUAUGCUCUUUCUUCUUGGAGCGUGCUUUCGUUGAGGAUGAUGCAGACACUUUUUGAUUAUGCAACUGAGAAUUCUAGGUUGUCCUACAGGCCGCGGUGGAUGAAAGUUGGUUCUGCAUGAAGAUAAUAUUGAUUUGAUUGUAAUUUGUACCUGGUUUAGAAUUAUAACAACUUGGUUGUACCCGUCAAGAUCAUAAAAAAUAAUUCAACUUUUCUUAUAGGAAACUCUGUAGUAAUACUGGUUAGUUUAGUUAUGAAGGAAAUGACAGCAAGAAUGAAUCAAAACUCCUGGAUUUGGAAUCUGUUAUGUAACAGUAACAUUAAAGCUGUUCUUUCUUGAAUUUACCGAUGGGCAGAUGUUUUAGCCA
Molecule: messenger RNA, 3253 nt
Organism: Mercurialis annua (annual mercury)
Lineage: Eukaryota; Viridiplantae; Streptophyta; Magnoliopsida; Malpighiales; Euphorbiaceae
Product: pentatricopeptide repeat-containing protein At3g54980, mitochondrial-like
Exons: 4
Coding region: 111-2705 (864 amino acids)
Molecular function (GO): protein binding
Source: RefSeq, a predicted model, not a curated record